CCUGGCAACCCUGACGUCACUGGGUUGGUGAAUACUGUUUGGUGGCGGUCAUGUAAGGUUCACGUGCAAAGAACAGACUGUUACCGAACUUAAUAAAUAAAAGCGUGGUUUGGGUCCGCAGAAGUGUAGUAUCGUGUUUAGGGCGUCAUUGAAGAGCUGAAUAAUGGCAGACAGAGAUAAAGCGACGGAUCAGAUGAAACUGUGGAAGGACGGCCGCGGCUCUCAGCGGCCGGAUGUCCUGACCACUGGAGCUGGAGUCCCGGUAGGGGACAAGUUAAACUCAAUGACGGCGGGUCCUCGGGGGCCACUGCUGGUCCAGGAUGUGGUUUUUACUGAUGAAAUGGCCCACUUUGACCGAGAGCGGAUACCAGAGAGAGUCGUGCACGCAAAAGGAGCAGGAGCUUUUGGCUACUUCGAAGUGACCCAUGACAUCACACGCUAUUGCAAAGCCAAAGUGUUCGAACAUGUGGGAAAGACAACACCCAUCGCUGUUCGUUUUUCCACUGUGGCUGGUGAGUCUGGGUCAGCAGACACCGUCCGAGAUCCUCGAGGUUUUGCAGUGAAGUUCUACACCGAUGAGGGCAACUGGGAUCUUACAGGAAACAACACCCCCAUCUUUUUUAUCAGGGAUGCACUUCUGUUUCCGUCCUUCAUCCACUCUCAGAAGCGGAAUCCGCAGACUCACGUGAAGGAUCCGGAUAUGGUUUGGGAUUUCUGGAGUUUACGUCCCGAAUCGCUGCACCAGGUGUCUUUUCUGUUCAGCGAUCGGGGAAUUCCGGAUGGCUACCGUCAUAUGAACGGAUAUGGAUCGCAUACCUUCAAGCUGGUCAAUGCUCAGGGUCAGUCGGUGUACUGCAAGUUCCACUACAAGACGGAUCAGGGCAUUAAGAAUUUGCCAGUUGAAGAGGCUGACCGUCUGGCUUCUUCCGACCCGGAUUACUCCAUCAGAGAUCUCUACAAUGCCAUCUCCAACGGCAACUUCCCAUCCUGGACUUUCUACAUCCAAGUCAUGACCUUUGAGCAGGCGGAGAACUGGCAGUGGAAUCCUUUUGAUUUGACUAAGGUGUGGCCCCAUAAAGACUUCCCUCUGAUUCCUGUGGGACGCUUUGUGUUGAACCGAAACCCUCUCAACUAUUUUGCUGAGGUCGAGCAGCUGGCGUUUGAUCCCAGUAACAUGCCGCCUGGCAUUGAGCCCAGCCCGGACAAGAUGCUGCAGGGGCGUCUUUUCUCUUAUCCAGACACACAUAGGCAUCGGCUCGGAGCGAAUUACCUCCAACUGCCCGUCAACUGCCCCUACCGCACCCGAGUGGCAAACUACCAGAGAGAUGGACCCAUGUGCAUGUACGACAACCAGGGGGGAGCUCCUAACUACUUCCCCAACAGCUUCAGUGCUCCUGAGACCCAGCCGUGCUUCAUCGAGUCCAAGUGUAAAGUGUCUCCUGAUGUGGACCGAUACAACAGCGCAGACGAUGACAAUGUGGCACAGGUGCGCACGUUCUUCACGGAGGUGUUGAAAGAAGCCGAGCGAGAGCGUCUGUGUCAGAACAUGGCCGGCCAUCUGAAAGGGGCUCAACUGUUUAUUCAGAAACGCAUGGUGGAAAACCUGAUGGCCGUUCACCCUGAUUACGGCACUCGCGUUCAAAGUCUCCUGGAUAAAUACAACGCUGAAGGGAAAAAGAACACUAUUCAUGUUUAUUCUCGUGGUGGACCGUCCGCUGUGGCUGCAGCUUCUAAGAUGUGAUUUCAGAGUGCUCUCUGCACACACACACACACACACACAAACACAUUCAUUCUCUUAUAGAGUGUGAUAUAGAGUCAUGAUGUUUAAUUCAUUCCUUGCGUACUGUAGAAAUACAGAAAUCAUAUCUAAUAUGGCCAGUUCACAACAUAAGUGAUAUUAGCAAAUGCAGCACUGAUUCCUUAAUCAUGAUUAAUGCUCUCAAACCAAAUUGAGGCCUUUGAUGAAUAUGCAAGUUUGAGCUAAUCCUGAACUAUCAGCCUGUUUCAGUAUAUUUCUACAUUUUGAUUGUAUGCAAAAUGUAGCAAAUAAUAAUUUGAGAAUGAACAGCAUAUGUGUUUAACAUUAAUAAUAUGUGAGCCUUUUGAUGGUUUGUUGAUUUUUUUUUUUUUUUUCUUUAUAUCUUGGCUACUAAUGCCGUUUAAUUUUAAAUAAGAGAAAUUAACUCUUUCCGUCCCUUUUGCCUUAACAGAAUAUAAUUCAGUUCUGAUAUUGCGAAUGUAACAUCUUUGGACAUCUUGUAAUUAAUAAAACUGGAUAUUUGAUCUCUA
Carassius carassius (crucian carp) is the source of this 2289-nucleotide messenger RNA. RefSeq names its product catalase-like. Gene Ontology annotation, cellular component: cytoplasm; mitochondrion; peroxisome. Gene Ontology annotation, biological process: response to hydrogen peroxide; hydrogen peroxide catabolic process. The record is from RefSeq and is a predicted model, not a curated record. Lineage: Eukaryota; Metazoa; Chordata; Actinopteri; Cypriniformes; Cyprinidae. The transcript has 13 exons. Gene Ontology annotation, molecular function: catalase activity; heme binding. Bases 164 to 1741 code for a protein of 525 amino acids.